AUGAACGUAAACGCCGACCAGCCCCCAGCGCCCAUACCCGUGACGCCAGCAGCGACGGCGGUGGUGGACCCGAAGAGUAUCACGGACUGGCCGGCGGCGCUCAAGUAUGUCAUGAACACCAUCUACAGGAACGAGGAGGUCAUGGCGCAGAUCAAGAAGAUGAAGAGGCAUCAGCAUGACCAUGAGAAGCAGUGGUGGGUUGCGAGAGAGGAGCUCGUCAGGAAACAUGAGGCCAGAGUGGAGAGUAGCAAGAGGGUCGCCGAACUACUGAGGGGGCUCGGUACAAUGCCCACCACCGCCACCAGCAAUCUCCCCACGCCCGAGAGCGAGAAGGAAGAGCUGCGGGUAUUUGACCAGAAGGUGCACACCCGCAGCGAGGAGAUGGUCAAGCACAUGGCCUCCGAGUUUGCCGCGAUGGGCAUCCCGUUCUUCUGCCGCGCGGGCCUGCCGGAGAAGGAGAAGGAGGACGCGGAGCAGCUGCAGGCGCUGAGGAGGCGCGUUGUGGAGCUGCUGGAGGAUCUGUGUGAAGGCGAAUAG
This is a messenger RNA of Morchella importuna, 537 nucleotides long. RefSeq lists its product as uncharacterized. Lineage: Eukaryota; Fungi; Ascomycota; Pezizomycetes; Pezizales; Morchellaceae. Bases 1 to 537 code for a protein of 178 amino acids. The transcript is spliced from 6 exons. The record is from RefSeq and is a predicted model, not a curated record.